AUGUCUAGUUCUAAUGAUUUUGUAUCUUCUAUUAAUUAUGUUACGAUGCAAAUCAAUCGUCAUGUAGCUUUACUUAUACUUCUUUUUGGUACUGUUGGUAAUAUAUUGAAUCUUUUGGUUUUACGCGAACAAGAUUUAAUCAAAGUUCCAUGUACACAUUAUAUUUACUGUUCGUCGAUGUCAGCAGUAGUAUUUCUUUGGUCAGCAUUACUAACACGAAUUCUACAAGGUUACAACAUCAACUGGCCAAAUGAGAAUCGACCUCUAUGUAAAAUUCGUUUGUAUAUACUGAAUGUUACUUGGGCAAUUGCUAUUUGGGCACUUGUUGGAGCAAGUAUUGAUCGAUUUUUAUGCAGCAGUCGUUCGGCAACUUAUCGUCGACUGAGUACAAUUCGAACAGCAAGAUAUUAUUUGACAGCAAUUUUCGUAUUUUUCGCACUUUUUUUUGCCGAAGUGCUUUAUUGCUACGAAGCAAGUGUUCCAAAUGUUCCCGUUGCUUGUUAUGGACAAAAUUUCGCCUGUCGAAUCUUUAAUGAUUGGAUGUCUUUGUUCAUGGAUAUCAUUCUACCAAGUAUCUUUUUAGCUUUAUUUGGUUCAUUAACUAUUCGCAAUGCUCAAACGAGAAUGGUUCGUCCAAUAACAGAGUCAAUUCACCACACUGAUGUCAACAAUCAAAUCAAAUUAGUACGAAAAAAUGAACGAAAUCUUACUACAAUGUUAUUAGUUCAGUCUUUGUUUGUUGAUUAUGAACUGUUGAUGAUGGCAUCACGUCGAGAACUUUGCCUGGACGACAAAGUGAAGCUAAUAAAAGCCAAAGAAUACGGUUCAUCGCACCGUGAACUUAGUGACACGUUCCAGAUAUCGGUUGGAGCGGUUUCCAACAUACUAAAACGAAAGGCUGAAUACACCAAUGAUUAUGAAACCAAUCGAAAUAAAAAAGUGAAACGACCAAUUCUCCAAGAAUACGCACGAAGUCUUGCUGAAAAAUUGGAUUGUUCGACCGACUUCAAAGCAAGCAAUGAGUGGCUCGACAGAUUCCGGAUUCGAUAUAAUAUUCAGUUUCGUGCUAUCUGUGGUAAAGCUCGAUCAGUGGAUCUCAACACUGUGGACGAUUGGAAAGAUCGAUUGUUCUCGAUGAUUGAACAUUACAAUCCUAUGGACAUUUAUAAUUGUGACGAGACCGGUCUGUUUUAUAAAUUAAUGCCAGACCGAUCUUUAGUCGUCGAUAGAAACGAUUGUCGUGGAGGAAAAAAAUCCAAGGAACGUUAUACAGUAAUGCUUUGCAAGAACUGGUCUGGAACUGAUAAGUUAAAACCCGUGAUCAUAGGUGAGUUCAUGUCUACUUGGCUUACUUCUAAAACAGGUUUCUUUCAUCAUCCAUUCGCCAGGAAAAUCCGCGAAGCCACGAUGUUUCAAGAGUAUCGAUUUGAAGAAGCUUCCAAAUGGCUUGAAGACUUAGAUACGUCAAUGCGAAAACAAAAACGUCACAUCCUGCUGUUUCUCGAUAACGUUCCGGUGCACCCUCAAGAUAUUCAAUUGGAAAAUAUUAAAUUAAAAUUUUGUCCACCAAACUCCACAGCUAAAAUCCAACCAUUGGACCAAGGCAUCAUCCGAGCCUUCAAAGCUUAUUACCGGCGCUUUUUGGUUAAGCAUAUCUACAAAGCGAUCGAAGAACUCGAUUGGAUUUUAAAACAUGUAACAAUUGGUGGAAAAGUUAUGUCGGCUUUUGACUACGUUACAUUUGACGACAAUAUACCAUCAUUCAACGAGUGGGAUGAUUCGAGUGAAAGGCUACUAUCAGUCACCGGAAUAACCAACGAUGAUGCAGAAAACAGUGAAGAUAUUCCAGGUGGAGAUCCACCAUCUUUAGCUGAAUCUCUCGAGUUGAUCCGUCGACUUCGCCUUCUCUCAACCACACAGCAACCUGAACUACACCCUUUCAUUAUUCAGUUACAGUCAAAGCUAACUGACGCAUUCCUUGACUCAAAUUUAUCGAAGCAAAAAUCAAUCUUCGAUUAUUUCAAAUGUACAUCUGUUGGUCCAUAG
This is a messenger RNA of Adineta ricciae, 2046 nucleotides long. The record is from the annotation of a GenBank genome assembly. NCBI's taxonomy places the organism in Eukaryota, Metazoa, Rotifera, Eurotatoria, Adinetida, Adinetidae.